AUGACUGAGAGUCGAUGUCAGCCGUUGAAGGACAUGGCGGUCGGAGGGGAUGCUGCUGCCAUGGGGGGACCCUAUCAGUCUGAUUUUGUGGCCAAAAUUUAUCGUGACUCUGCCGGACGCGAAAUUGAUUACUUGUCCCAGGCUAGGAAAGCGCUGGCUGAACGUUCCCCUUUUGAUGUUGCUGAUGAAACUUCGACUUCCACUGCGCUUACACUGCCCAGUGGGUUGGCUGGUUUGCUGAACCGGCAGACUGAUAACAGGAGACGUCCUAAGAAGUCCCAUUCAGGUGGGCAUAAGAGAAAGUCUUCCACUAGGGCAAACCAGAAGAAGCCCGAGGAUUCUAACAUUUGGAUUGAGACUGAGGAGUACUUUAGGGACUUAACCUUGGCUGAUAUUGACACCUUGUUUGAGUUCUCUCGCACUUCUAGUUUAGCUUCUCAGGACUGGUUCUCCAUUCCGCAAGUGGGAAAUGCUCCCAGGUACAAUGCAGUUACUAGUAGUAGGGAGAUUGAGAUGGAGCCUGUUCCAAAAUUCAAUAUAGGAGUCAGUAGUGAGGAUGAAAAGAAGGUUGGUGAAACUGUGGAAAAUGAGGAUGAAUUGUUGUUAAUUGAGACAAUUGAAGAUGUUGAUGUUGAACAAACUUGUUCUCAGGAUGACAAGAAUCAAGACAUUUCGGAUUCUGUUAGUUUAGAGUGGUUUUUAGGUUGUAGGAAUAAACUUUCUCUGGCUUCUGAGCGACCCUCUAAGAAAAGGAGACUUUUGGGUGUUGGAGCUGGAUUAGAGAAAGUUAUAAUGACUAGUCCUUGUGAUGAUGAUCAACCGUUUUGCCAUUAUUGUGGCCGGAGAGACACUGGCAGAGUCCCCAAUAGGUUAAUUAUCUGCACAUCUUGUAAAAUGGUGGUUCACCGGAAGUGCUAUGGUGUUCAUGAUGAUGUAGAUGAGGCUUGGCUGUGCACUUGGUGCAAGCAAAUGGGUGAUGUUGAUGAAUCAGUGAAUCCCUGUGUUCUUUGCCCAAAGAAGGGUGGGGCAUUAAAACCAGUUAAUAGCAGUGAGGAAGGUGCUGGUUCUGUCCAGUUUGUGCACCUAUUUUGCUCUCUGUGGAUGCCUGAGGUUUAUGUAGAUGAUUUGAAGAAAAUGGAACCUGUUAUGAAUGUGGGGGAAAUCAAGGAAACCCGGAAAAAAAUAGUUUGUAGUGUUUGCAAAACAAAGAGUGGUGCAUGUGUUCGGUGUAGCCAUGGUAUGUUUCAUUGGCAUGCCAUAGACCCCUCUUGGGCAACUCGACCUGUUUCCAUCCCUAUUCUCAUGGAAGCUGCAGAACAUCUUUCCACCCUUCAUGUGCAAGGGAAGCUAGACAUAGGAUGGAGGUUUGGGCAAAGUAUGGUUGAGUUGCGAGCUUUUUGCUUGAAACACUCAGAUCUACCAGAGAACAGAAGCGUCUUGCCACAGGAAGGCUCUAUUGAGGUUAGAAAUGAACUUUCAGAAGCCAAUAGCCUUCCAGUGACAUUGCCAGUGAGUGGUGAACACAACUUGAGAGAUUGCAGGAAUGGAGGAUUAGCCUCUGAUAGUAAUCCAGACAAAUUGAACCAUAAUGAUGAACCACUAGAUGGAGUAUUACCUGAUUGCAGGUUAAGUGCUCAUAUGCUGGGAUGUGGUGCUACCCCCCAACAAAAUAUUGAAGUGGUAGGGAGAGUGACGGAGAAUGUUGAUGCAUCUGAUUCUCUCAGUUUUGCUCUAGUUUUGAAGAAGUUGAUUGAUCGAGGAAAAGUUGAUGUCAAAGAUGUAGCAUUGGAGAUUGGCAUUUCACCAGAUACUUUAACUGCAAAUACCAAUGAAGCUUAUAUGGCCCCUGAUGUCCGGCACAAAAUAGUGAAUUGGCUAAAAGCCCAUGUAUAUACUAGUGCAUUUCAGAAGGGUUUAAAGGUUAAAUUCAAACCAGCUAAUGCAUCCAAAAAUGAUAGUGGAGCCACAGAUGGCUCUGAUACUUUAUCAAUAUCAGACUCGGGUUUGCUGGAUCCUGUUGCUGUUAAGUCAGUUCCACCAAGGAGAAGAACAACCAGUAACAUUAGGAUUUUGAAGGAUAAUAAAGUGAUAUGUUCAUCUGAGGGGGUUACAAGUGAGAAUGGGAUGACGGUGCACAUGUGCAGAGUAGGCCAGUCCAACUGUGACAAUCCAACAAGUUCCAAUGAAGCAUCCAUUCAAAAUGCAUCUGAAAUGAUGUGUUGCCAGAACACAGACAAGUCUGAGGAUAUUUUUCCUGAAGUUCAAGGCAAUGCUGAUAAACCUUACAGAUCCUGCGUAACUGGGUACAAUACAGAAGACAAGUCUACUACAUGUUUGCAAAAUCCUACUACACAUUCAUAUCAGCACUGUCUUGUUCAUUCUGCUUCAGAACCAUCUGAUUCUGGUUUCAUAAAGGGUGCAGUUUCUAGUUAUAUUCAUCCAUUCAUCAACAAGAAAUUGCUGCAGAUUCGUGAUGGGCUUCCCUCAGAGGAUGUUAUAUGUUCAGGUGAUAACAGAAAUUCGAAUUUGCUUGAAUCCUUUGGGGCUAGUGGCUGCUCAAACAGCCAAAAUCAGAAGUUAACUUGCAGUGACAUGUCAAAGCCUUACGAGAGGGAACAAUUGGUUAGGACUAAAAAAAUGGAACUGUUGGAUUUUCCCCCGCAGGAUGAACUGGAGGGGGAACUUGUUUAUUUUCAAUAUAGGUUAUUGCAGAAUGUGGUUGCAAAAAGGAGGCAUAUUGAUAAUUUAAUCUACAGUGUUGCCAAGAGUUUACCGCAAGAGAUUGAUAAGACACAUCAACAAAGAUGGGAUGAUGUUAUUGUUAAUCAAUAUCUACGUGAUCUUAGAGAGGCAAAAAAGCAGGGCAGAAAAGAAAGAAAGCACAAGGAGGCACAGGCCGUAUUGGCUGCUGCAACUGCUGCUGCGGCAGCAUCUACUAGGGCAUUCCGAAAAGACUCCUUAGAUGAUUCUAUGCAACAGGAGAAUUUGUUAAAAUUGGACACUUUAAAUGGAAGGACAGGUGCUUGUUCUCAACCAAUGCCUCGAGCCAAAGAGACACUUUCUAGAGUAGCUGUGACUAGAACUUCAUCAGAGAAAUAUUCAGAUUUUUGCAUGCCAAUCUCAGAUUUUUCUAAGGAGCAAUGUAAAUCAUGUGAUAUUUGUAGACGAUCAGAAACUAUUUUAAACCCUAUCCUAGUCUGCUCUGGUUGCAAGGUAUUAGUGCACUUAGAUUGCUAUCGUAGUGUGAAAGAAACAACAGGUCCGUGGUACUGUGAGUUAUGUGAAGAUUUGUCAUCUAGAAACUCUGGAGCAUCUGCUAUCAAUUUUUGGGAGAAGCCUAAUAUUGGAGCAGAAUGUGCUCUCUGUGGUGCUACUACUGGUGCUUUUAGGAAGUCUUCUGAUGGUCAAUGGGUUCAUGCUUUCUGUGCUGAGUGGGUUUUUGAGUCUACAUUCAAAAGAGGACAACUAGAUGCAGUUGAAGGAUUGGAAACUGUGCCAAAAGGAGUUGAUAUUUGUUGCAUCUGCCACCGCAAGCAUGGUGUAUGCAUGAAGUGUUGUUAUGGCCAUUGCCAGACCACAUUCCAUCCAUCCUGUGCUAGAAGUGCUGGUUUGUACAUGAAUGUGAGAACUGCUGGUGGCAAGGCUCAACACAAAGCUUACUGUGAAAAGCACAGUUUGGAGCAAAAAACAAAGGCUGAAAAUCAAAAACAUGGAAUUGAAGAGUUAAAAAGUAUCAGGCAAAUUAGGGUUGAACUAGAGAGAUUACGUCUCCUCUGUGAAAGAAUUGUUAAACGUGAAAAAAUAAAGCGGGAAUUAGUACUAUGUUCACAUGACAUUCUCGCCUUUAAAAGAGAUAAUGUUGCUAGGUCUGUCCUGGUUCAUAGCCCUUUCAUCCUUCCAGAUGGUAGUUCAGAAUCAGCUACAACGUCCCUGAAAGGGAACACAGAGGGAUACAGAUCGUGCAGUGAACCACUCCAAAGAUCGGAUGAUGUUACUGUUGACAGUUCUGUUUCUGCUAAGCACCGUGUCAGAGUCGCCAUAUCUAUGGACACAGACCCAAAAUUAGAUGAUGACUGCUCAACCUCCCAAAGCAAAUAUAACCACAAUAUUCCAGAAAGAACUCAAUUUUCUGGCAAGAAGAUUCCUCAGAGAGCUGCUGCAUCACGAAAUAUUUCAGAUGAAGGUGGAUGGAGGUCUAAAUCUAGAAAGCAUGCUGAAACAUUUGGAAAGGAGCUUGUUAUGACGUCAGAUGAAGCAUCUAUGAAGAAUUCAAUGCUACCGAAAGGAUAUGCAUAUGUUCCUGCUGAUUGCCUGUCAAAUGACAAGCACUCUAACGAGGAUGUAUAUGCUAGUGGGCCAGUGGAGCAUGACAGGUAG
Messenger RNA from Sphenostylis stenocarpa, 4377 nucleotides. The record is from the annotation of a GenBank genome assembly. NCBI's taxonomy places the organism in Eukaryota, Viridiplantae, Streptophyta, Magnoliopsida, Fabales, Fabaceae.